GUGUGUGCGGGGCGGGUGGGCGAGGGUGCGGACAGGGCCGCUCCGCCUCGGCCCCAGGCUUUGUUACGCCCGACAGGCCCGAGCGUCUCCACGGUCCGUUUGUUGCUCACGGAGUCCCUCCCACUGGGUUGUGAGCGGCGAACGGGCGGAGACGACCCGGCCUGCGGACUCCCGCACGCACGGGGCCACCCUGCGGAGCACAUGGGGAAGGCCCACCGAUUCCAUGCCGACCGUCCAUUGUUCACACUGGUUCCAUGUCGUCCCACUUUCUCAUCCACCACCUGCACGCCCCUGAGGCAGUUUUACAGCGGCCAUUUAACCUACAAAAUCCGCACGUCUUCGGGAUGUAAGAUGAAACCGGAGCACCCGGUGAAAACCCAUGCGGUCACAGGGACAACGUGCAAAUUCCGUACAGACAACACCCGAGGUCGGGAUCGGACCCGGGUCUCUGACGCUGUGCCACGGCGUUCUCAACACUAUGCACCAAAGAUCAUGGCCCAGAUGGGAUGGACCCAGACGGUGUUAUCGAGAGUAACUGGAAUGAAAUUGUUGACAAUUUUGAUGACAUGAACCUGAAAGAGACACUCUUAAGAGGAAUCUAUGCUUAUGGCUUUGAAAAGCCAUCUGCAAUUCAACAGAGGGCAAUAAUGCCAUGUAUUAAAGGUUUUGAUGUCAUUGCCCAAGCCCAGUCAGGAACUGGCAAGACUGCUACGUUUGCAAUCUCAAUCUUGCAGCAGCUAGAGCUAGAUAUGAAAGAAUCGCAGGCAUUGGUUCUGGCUCCUACUAGGGAGCUGGCACAGCAGAUCCAGAAGGUUAUCCUGGCUCUAGGGGAUUACAUGGGUGCUACUUGUCAUGCCUGCAUUGGAGGCACCAAUGUUCGAAGUGAGAUGCAGAAGCUGAAUGCUGAAGCUCCCAACAUUGUUGUUGGAACUCCAGGGAGAGUGUUUGACAUGUUGAACAGGGGAUAUAUAUCUUCCAGAUGGAUCAAAAUGUUUGUUUUGGAUGAAGCUGAUGAAAUGUUGAGUCGUGGAUUCAAAGAUCAAAUUUAUGAGAUUUUUCAGAAGCUAAGCACAAACAUACAGGUUGUUCUGUUAUCUGCUACUAUGCCAAGUGAUGUCUUGGAAGUGACUAAAAAGUUUAUGCGUGAUCCAAUUCGUAUCCUUGUUAAAAAGGAAGAACUCACUCUUGAGGGUAUCAAGCAGUUUUACAUCAACGUAGAGAGAGAGGAAUGGAAGUUGGACACACUGUGUGACUUGUAUGAAACUCUAACAAUAACGCAAGCUGUGAUUUUUCUUAACACAAGGAGGAAGGUCGAUUGGCUGACUGAAAAAAUGCAUGCAAGGGACUUCACUGUCUCUGCGUUGCAUGGGGAUAUGGAUCAGAAAGAACGUGACGUGAUCAUGAGGGAAUUUCGUUCAGGAUCUAGCCGUGUGCUCAUCACUACUGACCUACUGGCUCGUGGCAUUGAUGUGCAGCAGGUGUCUCUAGUAAUUAACUAUGACUUGCCUACAAAUCGAGAAAACUACAUUCACAGAAUUGGCCGUGGUGGUCGCUUUGGAAGGAAGGGUGUUGCGAUUAACUUUGUUACUGAGGAAGAUAAACGAAUUCUUCGUGAUAUCGAGACAUUCUACAAUACAACUGUGGAAGAGAUGCCCAUGAAUGUGGCUGAUCUGAUCUAAUGAUGGCAUGAGAACUUGCAUUUGCAGCUGCUGAAUUAUCAGGCUACAUGGUGCGUUGUGCUGCUUCAUCAGAGUUGUUGAAUUUCUUCUCCCAUGUGCAAACAGGAUCAGAAAUCCAGCAGUGAUAAGUGACUUGAGGAAGGCCUUUGGUUAUUAUCCUCCUACGGUGUUGACUGCUGGGUUGGGAAGUUUAAGUCAUGGGGUGUUUAAAUGUAUAUGCUGUUCAGUGUUUUGAAAGUUUUCUAGUAGCAUUUCUGUUUGAUAUUCUUUAUCACUUAAUAGUUUACUUAUGGACUAAAAAAUUUAAGUGCUGUGUUAAAUCAGCCAAUUAUGUCAAACUGGCAUACCUACAACUAUUUUAAAAUGAAGCUUGCCAAUCAACUGGUAAUGUAUGUGCACUUUUUCUAGAGUAAUCUACUACAUGUAUUUGUAUUAAUAAAACAUUUGAGUUGUGCAAGGAUCUGCACUGUUUUGGCUUUCCAGUAGCUGUUUGCCUACGAUAUGUGUGCAAAUAAGAUUUGGAAUUCGUUUGGAGAGAAGCUGGGUGUUGUAACUGCAUUCCUGCAUUGCAUCUUUAUUUUUGUAACUUUGUAGUUUUGUUGUAUAUGGGCUGUUCUAAUUUAUGUAUUAUAUCCCUAUCCAUCUAUAAUAUUUAUGUUUACUCUGAAAGGCAACUGACUUACAGACUGCUCAAUAGUAAAAUACAGAUCUUUCAACUUUUACACAAUGUCAUUAAUAAUUUUGGAAAGUAAAUGUAUAGCAAGUAUUAUAAUACUUGAGGUUUACAUUCAACUAUCCCACUAAUUGUGGAUGCCAUAUAGACAUGCACCAGAAUGUGAAGUCUGGAAGAGGAAAUGUUUGGGUGCUGUCACUGAAUUGCAUUCUGAAUUCAAGUUGUUGGCAUGUAAAGCUAUUAAAGUUGAUUUGAGCAUGCAUUUUGAUAUUUAACAGGCUGGUUGCCAGGAGAUUCAUCUGGUUGUGUAAACUCACAGCUUGCAGAUUUAUGUAGGAUUAUAGAAGUUAACCAGUUUUCAUAAUUUAUGAACAGUGAGACAUGGCUGCUAAUUUUUUUCCACCAAAUACAUGAGAAAUUACCCUUUUGGUUAUGUUUAUUCCUCACCAAAGGCCAUCAUUUUAGAUUAGGCAGGUGUGGUUGGUCAAUGUACAGAGGUGAAUAAAAAGUACUGGUCCAGAUUUGGUGGUUCUUGUCUCGGUGGAAUAAAAUUGGUGUUGCCUCAAUUUAUAACAGCUAGGGUUAUGUAGCUGCGGCCUACACUGGUAAUGACUGGGAUUAAUCAUGCACUAUAUCAUAUGUGAGCAUUUGCCAUUAAUGAAAAUAGUGCACUUUUGUGUUUUGCUGCAAUUCAAGAUUAACCCCAAGAAAGGGAGGUAGUUUGAGGGGGCCUGUUAACUUGAAUCAAUAAGUUUAAAUGUACUGCCACCUAACAUUAAGUGGUUUAGUAGAGGGAUGCAGUGAACAAUUUGAUCAGAUUGUCCACAUUUAUCAAUGCACAUGAUUAUACAUUGAUAAAUGAAAGAGGAAAUGUAGAGUUUUCUUGAGCCAGCACAACUUGCAUCUUAUUGUAUUCAGCUUAAAAUGUCUGCUUCUCUAAAUGAUAUAAAUUCUUUCCUCGAUCUCUGCUCCUUAAAUGCAGCUGAAGGGAAUGAAAUGUAGGUUGUUAAAUUGUUAAUGAUUAUAGUUGCCUUUGGUACAAAAAUGUUUCCACACUGCUGAACUAAAGGAUGCCAAUAACACUUGAGCAGAACUUUUUAUUGCACUUGUCAGCAUUUUAUUAAAGUUAUCUGAAAUGGUA
Molecule: messenger RNA, 3493 nt
Organism: Amblyraja radiata (thorny skate)
Lineage: Eukaryota; Metazoa; Chordata; Chondrichthyes; Rajiformes; Rajidae
Product: eukaryotic initiation factor 4A-II
Exons: 12
Coding region: 507-1679 (390 amino acids)
Molecular function (GO): RNA helicase activity; ATP binding; nucleic acid binding
Source: RefSeq, a predicted model, not a curated record